Molecule: messenger RNA, 2450 nt
Organism: Centrocercus urophasianus (Greater sage-grouse)
Lineage: Eukaryota; Metazoa; Chordata; Aves; Galliformes; Phasianidae
Product: N-acetyllactosaminide beta-1,6-N-acetylglucosaminyl-transferase-like
Exons: 3
Coding region: 1-1200 (399 amino acids)
Biological process (GO): transforming growth factor beta receptor signaling pathway
Cellular component (GO): membrane
Molecular function (GO): acetylglucosaminyltransferase activity
Source: RefSeq, a predicted model, not a curated record
AUGCGGCGACGUCGGCUAGCGAUGAGUCUGACGGUGGCUGCGGUACUGCUGGGUGCCGCCGCGCUGCUGAGGCGCCGUGGAAGGAGCGGGGCAGGCGCUGGUAGCUCUGCUGAGGGCGCGGCGCUAGAGCGAGCGUGUGGCACGCUGCUGGCCGGGCAGGCUCCCAAGCUGCAGGAUGGGGGGCUGCGACCUGCGGCCAGGGACUCCUCCUGCAGCAAGUACGUGUCCCACAGCCACUACAUCACCCGGGUGCUGUCAGCCGAGGAGGCGGCCUUCCCCCUGGCUUACAUCAUCACCCUGCACAAGGAGUUUGAGACCUUCGAGCGGCUCUUCAGGGCAGUCUACAUGCCCCAAAACAUCUACUGCAUCCACGUGGAUGGCAAGGCGCCGGCCGCCUUGCAGCAAGCGGUGCGGCGCCUGGUGGGCUGCUUCCCCAACGCCUUCCUCGCCUCCCGCACGGAGCGGGUGGUCUACGGCGGUGUGUCCCGCCUGCGGGCCGACCUGCACUGCAUGAGGGACCUGCUGGCCUCGGCCGUGCCCUGGCGCUACCUGCUCAACGCCUGCGGGCAGGACUUCCCCUUGAAGACCAACUGGGAGAUCAUCCAGCAUCUGAAAGCCUACAGGGGGAAGAACAUCACUCCCGGAGUGCUGCCACCAGCACACAUCACUGCACGCACCCGCUUCAUGUACCUGGAGCAGGGUGGGAGCAACGUCUCAGGGCUGGUCACCCCCCCGGUGCACAAGGCUCCUCCACCACACAACCUGACUCUCUACUUUGGUUCUGCGUACAUUGCGGUCACCCGGCCCUUUGUAGAGUUUGUGCUGCAGGACCCGCGUGCCAUUGACUUGCUGGCGUGGUCUGAGGACACCUACAGCCCCGAUGAGCACUUCUGGGUGACGCUCAACAGAAUCCCAGGUGUCCCUGGGUCUAUGCCUAAUGCAUUGUGGGAAGGUGACCUGAAAGCAGUGAAGUGGAUUGAUAUGGAAGACGUCCAUGGAGGUUGUCACGGCCAUUAUGUCAGAGGCAUUUGUGUAUAUGGAACAGGUGACCUCAAGUGGCUUUUAAACUCCACCUGUAUGUUUGCAAAUAAGUUUGAGCUCAGAACAUACCCGCUGACUGUGGAGUGCCUGGAGCUGAGACAUCGAAAGAGAACCUUGGCACAGAGUGAAGUUCAGGUGGAACCAAACUGGUAUUUCUAGCUAGUGAAAACCCAGGAUGCAUCAACAAAAGUGGUCGGAAUUGCACCAGAAAUCUAAUUUCUGUUUUGCUGGAAGAACACAUUCAUCCAACAGGUUUCUUUAGGAUGUGCAAUAGUUGCAGCUCAGGUCAGCUUGUCUCACUUUGUCUGCAAAUCUAUCUUUUCACUUCACAUUUGGAGACCAAAAUGUGGAAGAUUCCAAAAAGAAGCAAGUGGGCACAGCUCUUUUUACAGCUGCCCUGUUUGUACUUUUGCAGUUUUUAUGGCUUGUUGCCCAUCCCUAACUUUUUUUCUUGCUACACUGACAUUGCUGCCUGUUUCUAUAAAAAUGUAUAUAGAAUCAGGCAUCCUUGGGACUUCGCAUUACCUUGAAGACAAGUAGUGUGCAUUGGUAAGCAGAAAGAUAACAAGUCACAGUGAACAAGACCUUAAAAAGUGGAACACAAUUGGUGGCCAUGCGUGCAGCUGCCGUUUGGUCAAAGAUACAGAAACUUAGCUCACCAGGGAAGUACUGGUGAAUGGGAGAAAGGUGCUGAACUGCUGUUCUAAAGUCUGUUCUUUAAACAUCUGUUGGUUCAAGGUUUGUAGGAGUAUAGCACCUUUUGCUAUGCAAAUGGCUGUAGAUAGAAAGAUCUGAUAGGCUUUCAGGCACAAGAGCUCUUUAUGAAAAGUGAAGUCUUACUUAUUUGUUUCACUUGGCCAACUAAUAGAGCUGGAAACCGACUGACACACAAAUUUUGGCCUGCCAGUGUCCUCAGAUCAUCAUAUGUAAGGACACAAAGGGAGGGGGAGAGCAGUGAAAAGGGAUGCCACGACUGAAAGAUGAGUAGUUGAGCUUUGGCAGUAAGUCUGUAACUUUGUGUCAUGUUUUGACAGGGACUGAGCCUCCUUCCCAAGCUUUUGAGUGGUUAAUAGGUGUAGGUAACGUUGAGCUUCACAGCCCUAUUUUUGUUUCCCGAUUGCAGCCACCAGAGGGAGGCAAAUAGCUGAGCUGAUACUCAUUCCUAAGCCUACCUAGCCUUUCAGCAUGCAAUCUCCGAAGCAGAAUUGAACGGUUCUUCCUGCAGUGAUGACAGGCUGUAUUCCUGGGGUUAUUUUAGCACGUUGGAUGACCCAGCUAGCAGCACGGUGGAGCACCUUGGCUCAAGCAGUGGGUCCUGAACAGCAUCUCCUCCCAGCUCCGUUAAACCACCGCUAACUUCCGUGUCCUUUCCUUUUCCUGACUCGCCGCCAUUUACAGCGUCGCUUCUU